Messenger RNA from Maudiozyma saulgeensis, 744 nucleotides. Lineage: Eukaryota; Fungi; Ascomycota; Saccharomycetes; Saccharomycetales; Saccharomycetaceae. The record is from the annotation of a GenBank genome assembly.
AUGCCAAAGUUAAUUCUAGUUAGACACGGUCAAUCCGAAUGGAACGAAAAGAACCUAUUUACCGGUUGGGUUGAUGUUAGAUUAUCCGCCGUCGGUGAAAAGGAAGCUAAGAGAGCUGGUCAACUUCUAAAGGAAAGUAACACUCUACCAGAUGUUCUUUACACUUCCAAGCUAUCCAGAGCUAUCCAAACUGCUAACAUCGCUCUAUCCGAAGCUGACAGAUUAUGGAUUCCAGUUACCAGAUCUUGGAGAUUAAACGAAAGACAUUACGGUGCUCUACAAGGUAAGGACAAGGCUGCUACUCUAGCUGAAUACGGUGAAGAAAAAUUCACCACCUGGAGAAGAUCUUUCGCUGUCCCACCACCAACUAUUGCUGAUGACUCUGAAUUCUCUCAAAAGGGUGAUGCCAGAUACAAGGACAUGGAUCCAAAGGUUAUUCCAUCUACUGAAUCCCUAUCUCUAGUCAUUGACAGAUUACUACCAUACUGGGAAGAUGUUAUUGCUAAGGAUCUAUUAGACGGUAAGACCGUUAUGAUCGCUGCUCACGGUAACUCUCUAAGAGGUCUAGUCAAGCACCUAGAAGGUAUCUCUGACGAUGACAUUGCUAAGCUAAACAUCCCAACUGGUAUUCCAUUAGUUUUCGAACUAGAUGAAAACUUAGUCCCAUCUAAGCCAUCUUACUACUUGGACCCAGAAGCUGCUGCUGCCGGUGCCGCUGCUGUUGCUAACCAAGGUAAGAAAUAA